Botrytis byssoidea is the source of this 1749-nucleotide messenger RNA. RefSeq lists its product as uncharacterized. The transcript has 5 exons. The record is from RefSeq and is a predicted model, not a curated record. Gene Ontology annotation, biological process: transmembrane transport. Gene Ontology annotation, molecular function: purine nucleobase transmembrane transporter activity. NCBI's taxonomy places the organism in Eukaryota, Fungi, Ascomycota, Leotiomycetes, Helotiales, Sclerotiniaceae. Gene Ontology annotation, cellular component: plasma membrane. Bases 1 to 1749 code for a protein of 582 amino acids.
AUGGUUGGUUGGGAUACCAAACUCAACGAUGCUGUUGCCGGCAGCAUCGUUGGUAGAAGAUUUCGUCUUGAGGGUUCUGGUCAUGUAAAGUCGAGAGAGGGGUCAAGGUUUCUGACAGAAAUUCGUGCUGGAUUGGCGACAUUCUUCGCAAUGGCAUACAUUAUUUCUGUCAAUGCCACCAUUCUCACCGAUAGCGGUGGAACUUGCGUUUGUACCGAUGCGACUGAUCCUACUUGUGCCACCGACGUUGACUACAAUCUCUGUCUUGGAGUUAUCCGUCGGGAUUUCAUCACUGGAACUGCUGCCAUCUCUGCUCUAACGUCAUUCUGUAUGGGACUAUUCGCAAACAUGCCAAUUGCAUUGGCUCCAGGGAUGGGUCUGAAUGCUUACUUUACCUACACGGUUGUUGGAUUUCACGGGCUUGGGCCUGUUUCAUAUAGACUUGCCCUCACUGCGGUCUUUGUUGAAGGUUUUGUGUUUGUGGCAUUAUCGUUACUUGGAUUGAGACAAUGGCUAGCCAGAAUUAUCCCCGCUUCCAUCAAACUCGCUUCUGGAGUAGGAAUCGGUCUAUAUUUGACAAUUAUUGGUCUUGGAUACAGUGCAGGUCUCGGAGUCAUUACCGGGUCUCAAUCUACCCCCCUUGAGCUUGCAGGAUGUGUCGCUAGUGCUUUCGACGAAACCGGUGUUUGCCCUGGAUCAACUAAGAUGCGUUCGCCUACUAUGUGGAUUGGAAUAUUCUGCGGUGGUUUUGUGACUGCAAUUCUCAUGGCAUAUCGUGUCAAGGGUGCAAUCAUUGCUGGUAUUUUAUUGGUAGCGAUCACCUCCUGGCCAAGAAAUAGUUCAGUCACUUACUUCCCACACAACGAUCCUACCGGUGAUGCCAACUUUGACUUCUUCAAGAAAGUUGUUACGUUCCAUGGAAUUCAGGAGACACUUGUGGCACAAGACUGGAACGUAGCUGGCGUUACAGGCCAAUUUGGUCUUGCUUUCAUCACUUUCCUCUAUGUUGAUAUUUUGGAUUGCACGGGCACACUGUAUUCUAUGGCACGCUUUUCUGGAGCUAUUGAUGAAGAGACUCAAGAUUUUGAAGGUUCAGCUGUAGCAUAUCUUGUCGAUGCUUUCGGCAUUUCCAUCGGCUCACUUUUCGGGCUCUCACCGGUUACGGCAUUCAUUGAGUCCGGCGCUGGAAUUUCUGAGGGUGGUAAAACUGGUAUCACUGCUAUGGUCACAGGCCUUUGCUUCUUUAUUUCGAUCUUCUUCGCGCCUAUUUUUGCCUCCAUUCCACCAUGGGCUACAGGGUCCACUCUGAUCAUCGUCGGUGCCAUGAUGUGCAAAGCUGCUAAGGAUAUUAACUGGAAAUACUGGGGCGAUGCACUACCAGCUUUCAUCACAUUGGCUGUGAUGCCAUUCACAUAUUCCAUCGCGUACGGUUUGAUCGCCGGUAUUGUUUCUUACAUGAUUAUUAACACCACCACUUGGAUAGUGGAGAAGAUUUCCGGUGGUCGUAUUGUACCAUACGAUAAGGAGUUCAAGGAACCAUGGACAUACAAGAUCAAGGGUGGUAUUCUGCCAGCUUGGCUUGUAAGAGCUUCGAAGGGAAAGAAAGACUUUUGGCACGAUGAUCCACCAAUCAACACUUCAUCAGCGGGUUCUUUCUCGGCUGGGGAUUAUGCGGAUAAAUCACGUGUUGAACCUCAACCCGUAACUCGUGCCAUCGAUGAGUCGAAGGCUGGUGAGAAGUUGGCUUAA